Molecule: messenger RNA, 1206 nt
Organism: Metarhizium acridum CQMa 102
Lineage: Eukaryota; Fungi; Ascomycota; Sordariomycetes; Hypocreales; Clavicipitaceae
Source: RefSeq, a predicted model, not a curated record
AUGACGUCGUCGCAGAGCACAGCAUCUCACCAGGUGCCAGCCUGGAAACGAUUGGGCCUCAAGCUCAAGCAGCCCAGUGCUGCAACAGAUGCUGCCAAUGGCGGCACCCUGUCGGUUGGGCAUCCAAGCAGCACCAAGCGUGAAGCCCAGUCGAACAAAAGAAAGAGCGAAGCCCCGCCGGCCACGGAGUCAUCGCUCGCCAUUAAAAAGGCUCGAAAGGACAAUCAAUCUCCCCCGAGUGUCGACAACAAGACAAUUCUCAAGAAAGAAACUAAAAAGGUCACAUUUGGACACACUCCGACAAAGAACGGAACCUCUUCCGCAACACCCGACUCGACCAAGACCAAACCAGCCAGCUCCAAAAAGAACAAAGGCCCUCCCAAGAAACAGUCGCCUGCCACCCCCAAGGACAUCAAGCCCGCUCUUGAUUAUCUCAAACAGUGGAAAACAUCUCGUGAGGCUUGGAAGUUCAACAAGAAUUUCCAGUCUCUUCUUAUCGACCGGGUAUUCAACGCCGAUGAUAUCCCUGCAGCAGACAUUGCCAUCUUCUAUGAGUAUAUACGCGACCUGAAAGGAUUUGUGCGGACGAGGCUGCGAGAGACUGCUAUGGAAGUAAAAGCAAAGGAUACUGCGGAUGGCCCCUCAGGGUUCCCGGAGGGCACAAAGGAAGCCGAUGCCAAGCACGAAACAUACAUGAAUCUAUUGUCCGACUUCCUGAGCCGCCAGCAUAUCGGGAAAAAGCGAAAGGGCUAUGAUGAAGUUGAAUUUGUUGCAUCAUCUGGGGCUGAUAAUGUCAUCAUCCGCCGUGUCGUAAAGCGACUGCGAGCGGAAAUCAUCCUCGAUGAGCUAUCAGACGGAGAGCAGACAGACACCAGCCAGACGACACAAUCUUCAGACAACACCUUCACCACCAACGACAAUCACACAAUGAACAGGACGGAUGGCGCAAAGCAAUUGAAGCUGAACGACGGGACAGCCAAGCGCCGGCGAAAAAUACGCAUCAAUGGGGAUGACAGCAGCAGUUCAGAAUCGGAGUCAGACAGCGACUCUGACUCAAGCAGCAGCUCUUCUGAAGAUUCUGAUGACUCGGACUCAGACGAUGAUGAUGAGGUCGUGGCCCUGGAAGACGACGGGUACGAAUCAUCCAGCAGCUCGUCGUCCUCUUCGUCCUCUUCGGCCGACGACAGCGCAGAUGAUGAUGACUAG